AUGACACGUCAGUCAUCACGAGCAAGAUUUCCUCAGCCAGUGGCAUCUUUGAGCACGACAAGAACAUGUUCAUGGCACAAGCAUUUUCAAAACAGGGUCAAGCUGGUUGUCAAGGUGAUUGUGCACAUUGAUUUAAGUCAAAGUCUUAAUUUUCAGCAAAAGUUUUUAACAGUGAAGGAAGAAAUAUUAAAGAAGCUUGCUUGGACGAGGCUGGCGUGCGCGCUCGCCGCCCUGCUGGUGGUGCUGCAGGCGCCGCGGGGCAGCGCGCUGCGCAGCGUGCGCGAGAAGCAGGUCAAGCUGGAGGACAUCGAGCGCGACAACCUGCAGUCCGAGCUGCUGAAGCAGCGGCCGUUGGAACGCCCCGAGGGCCACCCGGCCUACCACCAGCACCAGCAGCAACACCAGCAGCAACACCAGCACCAGCAGGAGGAGCGAGAGCCCGAGCAGGCGUACCACCCCCAGCACUACCACCACCAGCAGCAGCACCACUACCGGUUCGAGCAGCCCGCCGCGCCGCAGCAGCACCACCACCUGCAGCAGCAGCAGCAGCACCUGCUGUACCAGGCCGCCGCGUCCGCCGCGCCCGCCGCGCCCAUCGUGCCCACCCACGUCAUGUACCUGCUCAUGCCCAACGGCAACGUCGCCGCCUUCCAGAUCGCCCCGCACCCCAACCACAUCCAGGCCUACUACACGCCCUCCGGCAAGCCGCACUUGCAGCACCAGAUGUCGCUGGGCACGCUGUUCCACCAGCACGCCCCGAUCCCCAUGGCCUACCUGCAGCCCCAGCUGCCGUCCCACCAGCUGCAGUCCCACCAACUGCAGCCGCAGCUGCAGCAGCAAGUGCACCAGCAGGUCCAGUACGUCCCCGCGGCGCUGCCGGCGGCCUCGGCACAGAGCGGCCAGCGCUACCACCCCACCGUGCACCACCAGCCCACCCUGUCCUUCAACUCGCCCCAGGCCCACCAGCUCCACGCGCAGCACUUCAGGGAGCUGUCCGGCGAGCCCUCCGCGUCCCACGGCGCCGGCCCCGAGGUCUCGACGUACAGCCAGCCCGCCGAGCAGCCGCAGCAGCCCCAGCAGCCCAUCCAGCAGAGCCACAAGAGCCUCUUCGGCGCCGGCGUCAAGGCAACCGCGUCGCCGCCCCUCAAGGGCUCCUUCUCCACGCAGACCGGCCAGAGCUACGCCAACUUCAGGCAGUACGGCUAGGAGGCCGGGUCCGCCGCCGUGGCGCCACCAGCGCGCCGCGGACCCCACCAACUACCGCGUUAUUCGGGAACGGUGCCGGUCACGAAAAAAUAAUGUUGUUUGGAUUAUUUUUUGAGUGACCGGUGGCCAUCUUCGAGGGGCUCGCAGGAUCCAGCACCAGGAUGUUUCAUUCCCGAUCUCAAGAGUGCUCUGGCUCUGGCGUGUGUUCUUUGAUUUGAUCAAGACUUUUUAUUUAACUUUUUCGUGGGGCUGAGUACGAGGGAUGCUGGCAACAUCAAGCCGCACCCCUGUCGCCUUUGACUGUGUUAUACUGUAGUUUUGUUGUUAUUAGUCAUUGUUAAUUGUUUUUGUCAAUUUGUACAUUGUUGUUUUAGUUGA
This is a messenger RNA of Thrips palmi, 1584 nucleotides long. Its product is annotated as GATA zinc finger domain-containing protein 10-like. The transcript is spliced from 5 exons. Bases 1 to 1206 code for a protein of 401 amino acids. The record is from RefSeq and is a predicted model, not a curated record. NCBI's taxonomy places the organism in Eukaryota, Metazoa, Arthropoda, Insecta, Thysanoptera, Thripidae.